Messenger RNA from Parnassius apollo (apollo), 2942 nucleotides. NCBI's taxonomy places the organism in Eukaryota, Metazoa, Arthropoda, Insecta, Lepidoptera, Papilionidae. The record is from the annotation of a GenBank genome assembly.
UUCCUUUAUCAGCCUCAUCAAAAGAAAUAAAAGUAGGAAAUGAAGUUAAUAACACAUACAAAAUGGACCAGUCUUUAGAUUGCAUUCCAGUUAGGCAAUCACGAGGCGCCAACCUUGACAAGGCGAUACCAACGAAGGACCCUGCAUUUAUCAUGCACCAUACUAAUCAAACAAAUAUGCAUUACAAUUACACCAUUCCAGAAAUAUCUGCAAACUGUAAUAAUGGUGACAAUGCACAAAAUUUUAACAAAACUGAUACACACAAAAAUCAAGCAAGCAAGAGAGCUCACUCGUCGCCUUUUCAGAUACCAAUGGAAGAAUCUGGUGCUUCUGUUGACAAUGAAACUGAAAACUCUCUCAGUAUUUCUAAAAUUGCAGAUUACCUAGGAAAACAAUCAAAUGUAAGCAUAUCUGGAAUGCUUCAGUUUAAUAAUCAGAAAAAACAGACAAACAAGAAACAGCCUCUCAAAGAAUUACAAAUGAAUGUUCAAAACAAUUGGGAAAAUAACGACGAAUUUGCAGUUACCAAUUUAAGAGAUACCAAACAAAUGGAAUCGGCUGGCUCCGCUGGUACUAUCAGCACUGUGAUCGAAAGAAACCUUGAUAAGUUGAAAAUAAGUCAGGAGAAAAGAGACAUCCCGACCGUCAUCGUCACUCGGAAUUCAUUAAGCAAUAAUGAGUGUGACAAUAUAGAAAAUAAAAGCAGUGCUGGCAGAUCCAAAUCUCCAUCAAGUAAAAGUCAAUCUACUUUUAGCACCGUAAAAGAAAAUUUUACUAGUUUUAAAUCCAAUGAUAGUCCACUACAAAACAGCAAAGGCGAGGUUAACUUGACACACAUUCCUUCCCCAAAUGUUGAGUAUAAAGAGUUAGAUAAAUCAGUAGAUUGGCAAGAAUUAUUACAACAGAAACAGGAGAGCUUGGCUAAAGAACAAUGGGUGGAGAUCAGAUCAGCAAAUGUUAAUGGAUUUGUUGGGGUUAGCACUGCUGUUACAAUAGCAAUCACGACGCUUGCCGACAGUUGGCUAACAGCUAAAUUUCAGUUCAGUAGUUUACCCAAUGAAGGUAGAGAUCUAACCAUCGAACUACCACGGCAACCACUGCUACUCUCACCAGGAAAAACAGAACAAUUCACACUGUACAUUACAUCGAAUGUUGAAAUUAAUACAACUCUAUUAUUUACUUUGUUCUUGAAGGAUGCGUCUAUCGACGGUGACAUUCAACAAAAUGGCGAAUUGGAGAUAAACUUUAAAAUGCCCACAAUACAGGCCCUUUCCUGUGAUGGCAUGAAUAAAAUAUUAUUUCCUCCUAUACAAGAAAAGUCCACCUACACAAAGUCCUUAAUUAUCAUAAGUGACUGUCCUGUCGAUUUGCAAUUAGAUUUAUCGAUCAUCGAAAGCGACAGUAUGUUCACAAUAAAGAAUGUUCAAGAAAUUCGCAAGCAUGAUGUCAGCAAGGCUUUGAUGGACCGUCAGAACUUUACUGACGAAGAUCAUCAUAAGAUUGGAAAGCCAAAGGGAAAGGUUUUGAACAAACAGUUAUGUAGACUUACUAGUGGUAAUGCAAUUAAAGUCUCCAUCAUGUUUACAGCUCCUAAACUAUCUGAAUUGGAUCUAACAGAAACUACAACAUCUUAUAGGGCUGCACUAAAUGUAAACCUAAUGGGUGUUAAAUCUGUAUUGAAGAAAGUAGAUUUGUUAGGUGUUGUUGGUUCAGCCAAUCUGGUAGUUGAAAUAUCUACGCACAAGCUUUAUAUUACUAAUGAACCCACAACCAUAAUUUUAAGAAACUCUGGUUCCAUACCAGGAAGUUGGUUAGUUAAAUUAAAAGCAAUUUCGAAUGAGAACGUAGUGCCAUUUCAAAUAUCAUCACAAAAAUUAGAAAUAUGUCCUGGAGGUGAAAAGGAAUUAAACAUUUUAUAUACAGGGCCCCCAGAUGAGGUGAACGAAGCCGUAUUAAUACUGGAAGAUGAUGUUACCGGUAAAAAGAACACCAUAGACAUUAGCGGUGGAAUGGAAAAGCCUAGAACUUUCCCAAUAAAAACUAACUAUAUCACUAUGUCUUGGGUACGGACCGGUAGAAAGGAGCUCAGCUUGAGAAAUUCAACAAACAAGAAGAUUCAGAUACGAUGUCAGAUAAUCGGCGAAGGGUUUUCCAUAGACCUACCUGGGGUUGAGUCCAGAGGAAUUUACUGUGUUGCCUUUGGACCUCAUGACUGCCGAACGCUGCCAAUAGUCUUUGCACCCAACUCCACUGCUCCGCAUGUUGCUGCUUUACAUUUGGUGUUCGACAAAAACAGUGACUUCUCUAGAAAGGUGAAACUGUUUGGGUGCAGCAACGACGAGUGCGUUCGCUGGAGCGGGCUGGUGACGUACGGCGACACUGCACUGUUGCGCGCCGCCACGCGCGCGCCUCUAUCGCUCCCGCUCUACAACAAGCACAACGUGCCGGCCUUCGUCGCCGCGACCGUGCACUUCAACUUGCAGUACCGUUGGUGCGCGGAAGGGUCGCAGCUAGAAGGCGCGCGGCACGUGGUGUCCGCGCGUUCGCGGCACGCGCUACGGCUGCGCUUGGACUGGGCGCGUGUGGAGAGCCGCGCGCGCGCACUCGCCGCCAGCGCGCUCGCCGCGCUCACCGUGCUCACCGGGCCCGAGCUCACGCGCCGCAGGAUACUGAGAAUUAUAAGAAAUAAAUCAACUGGAGAGCUGGAUACUUCUCUAUUACCAGAUCAUCUGAAAAUUCUAGCAGAAGACUUUGAAGGUCAAGAAAUUGUCUCUGAUGAAUGCUUAAAGGACUUUGAGGAAACAACAUCAAACUUGAACGAGCUCAUAGAAAGUCUGCAAGAACUAAAUGCUCAAAUUGACUUACCUCAAGAUUUUGCAGACGAGAAUACCAUUAUAAUAAGCGACGACACUGUACUAGAGCAUCAUACACUUUGUGAAUGA